Messenger RNA from Pygocentrus nattereri (red-bellied piranha), 2562 nucleotides. RefSeq names its product phosducin-like (gene pdcl). The coding region runs from base 150 to 1070 and encodes 306 amino acids. The transcript has 5 exons. The record is from RefSeq and is a predicted model, not a curated record. NCBI's taxonomy places the organism in Eukaryota, Metazoa, Chordata, Actinopteri, Characiformes, Serrasalmidae. Gene Ontology annotation, biological process: regulation of G protein-coupled receptor signaling pathway.
GAUUGGCCUGCGCUGAUGUCAGUCAGCCGUUCUGCGCUCUGAUUGGCUGUGGGAGGCUAAAGCUGUACAGUGGUGUAUUUACAGUAUCCUCAGGAAACAAGUCGCGUUAAUUUUUUCCACAAAUAAAGUUAAUUUCCUGGCGUUUUGUCAUGACAACCCUGGACGAUAAGAUCUUGGGCGAGAAGCUGCAGUACUACUACAGCAGCAGCGAGGAUGAGGAGAGCGACCAUGACGAAGACGAGGGUCAGUCCAAAACCAUUCGGGACCAGGAGGUGCUGGAGGCGGAGAUAGACUACAGUCCGGAUGGCACCGCCGUUAACACAGGUCCAAAAGGUGUGAUAAACGACUGGCGGAAGUACAAGCAGCUGGAGACAGAGCAGCGGGUGGAGCAGCAAAAGGAGAUGGAGCGGCUGAUCAAGAAGCUCAGCAUGACUUGCAAAUCAAACCUGGACGAGGAGCUGGACAAACAAAAACAGAAGGAGUUGCAGGACAAGAUCAAUGGCAAGGUGAACCUCCGGGUUGAUGAGGAGGAGGAUGAUGACGACGAUGAUGAAGCCUUCCUUCAGCAGUACCGGAUGCAGCGAAUGGAGGAGAUGAGACGGCAGCUGAGUGGCAAACGGCGCUUCGAGGGCGUGAUUAAUAUUUCCUCAGGAGAAGAGUUUCUGCGCGCCAUCGACGAAGAGGGCAAAGGAACGCUGGUGCUUGUUCACAUAUUCGAGCCGGACGUGCCUGCCUGCCAGGCCAUGGAGGGCAGCCUGCUCUGCCUGGCUCUGCAGUAUCCACAGGUGAAGUUCUGUCAGGCGCGAGGGUCGGUACUGGGCACCAGCGCUCUGUUCCGCAGCUCCGCGCUGCCGGCCCUGCUGCUGUACCGCGGGGGUGAGCUGGUGGGGAACCUGGUGCGAGUCUCUGAUCAGCUGGGGGACGAUUUCUAUGCCACCGAUGUGGAGGCGCUGCUGCAGGAGUACGGGCUGCUGCCAGAGAAACACCCACACGCAAACACACACUCCUCCAUCCGCAACGCGGCCGUCACACACACCGCCGACUCGGACAGCGACCUGGACAUAGACUAGACACGCGCAGCAGUACCCGCACACGCCAGCACACUCAACAACAUGCGUAUACACGCCAGAGAUGGGGACUCGCAUCGCAUGUUGAUGGACUGACUCGUGACUCAUUAAAUAGGAUGGACUGAAACACUCUGCAUCACGUAAAUGUGGCGUUUAAAAGAAAAAGACAGUUCAGCUUAACUACGUUCUAGCCAACAAUUUGGAUAGCUAGUAUACCAGCAAGUGUACCAGCUAUUAAAGCUGAAGGCGUCAGCUUAUCUUGCUGAAAUUUGGUAAUUUAUGAUCAUUUCUUUAAAGCGUACUUAUGUUUUAGCUUAUGUUUAGUGAUUUUUUUGAGCUACCUAGCUUAUAAACGUUUUGCCUCUUUCCUUAGAACAGUAUAUUUACUGCAUGCACAUUAGCGCUUCAGUUUUGUCCUUCAGACUGAUGAGUUUUCCAUAGUAAAAUUCCCAUUGUUUAAAGCCCUGUCGAACCUGAGGGCUUUGAAGUAGGGCUUGCUGAUAAUAAUGAGGCUAAACUUCUCUUGUCAGACUUGAGACUCGACUCUUACCCCACCGACGACAUCUACGAUACGUGCGCACAAGAACUCAGCCAAUCAGUGACCAAACCACGAAAGACACACACACAAAAACAGUCCACUUUAAUUGACUUCUUCCCGACAUGCUGCUGUAGUUUAGAGGAGGCAGAGUUUUAAGGCACACUUGAGGUUCCCGGGAAAUAUUAAAAUCUUUGUCAAAUAUUUAAAAUGUUUGAUCGAUACAAAAAAUGUACUGUUAAAAUUCACUGUAUGGUUUGGAUGUGGAACAAACAAGACCGAAAUACGUCAGACCUGAGAACUGUGUGGUCAUACUGUUCUGUGCUCUGUGCUGCAUCCCUGGCUCGCUAAAAACAUUAUCCGGCUUUUACGUGGCGACGGCAAGAUUACUGUUUAUUUUACUGCUGGAUGUGUAAACUGGGAAUGCUGGCAUGGCCGGUUGAACGAACGAGCAGGCAGCAAGCAAACAGAUGAGCUAUGCUCAGUUAUGCUUGCGAGGAUGGCUUUCGCUUGGUUGUUAGCUUCUGCUCUUUAGGUUUCCCUGACUCGAAUUAGAGGAACCAUUGGAAUUUUGUGGGCAGGACAAACCACAUCUGCCUUGUGAUUGGACGUUGGAAAGUUAUUCACAGGACAUACUUUGUACUCGGUAUGUGCCCAGAAGAGCGAGAUUGACCUGCACACUUAAAAAUGAUGGUUCUUCAAGGGUUCUUUAGUAAAGAAAGUGGUUUUGUACAGAACAAUCUGCACGAUCAAAUGGUUCUUUGCAUGGUGAAAUGGUUCUUCAGAUCAGAGGAGAAUGUUUAUAUAGAAACUUCUUGAAAAGAGGGUUCUCCAUAGCACCAAAAAUGGUUCUUCUAUUGUAAGCUUGACAUCAUAACAACAGAAGAACCCUUUUCUAGAGGGGGUUCUGUAUGGAACCAUCUAUUGAGCAUACUCCAUCAAUCUGAAGAACCCUUUCAU